Apis laboriosa (Himalayan honeybee) is the source of this 734-nucleotide messenger RNA. RefSeq lists its product as uncharacterized. The coding region runs from base 77 to 631 and encodes 184 amino acids. The record is from RefSeq and is a predicted model, not a curated record. NCBI's taxonomy places the organism in Eukaryota, Metazoa, Arthropoda, Insecta, Hymenoptera, Apidae. The transcript is spliced from 6 exons.
AAAAGACGAGGAACGAAGCGUUUUUAUUUUUCUUUUUGUCGAAGAAAAUAAUAAAAGGAGAAGAAGAAGAGCCAACAUGAACGCGAUGAAAGUGAUUGGAUUUUUGCUAUUCAUUGCAUCAAUUGCAAUGUUGGUUAAAGCACAAAUUAGUCCCUCAUCAGGUUUGCAGGUUUCAAGUACGAUUUCAGAUAAACAUGGAUCGUCUACUGUUGCGCCGAAAGGAAAAGGAAAUUCCAAUCCCAUAAUUUCUCUUCUCUCAUGUAUUUUGGAGAAUGUAGGCAAUCUACUCGGGAUAUCCCUCGGUGGUAUAGUGAAGGAUCUUGGAUCUUUAAUUUCCUCGGAUGGUUCAUUAAAUUUAUCAGGACUUCUUUCCGAUGUUACCGCCAUCUUAAACAUACCGCUCGAUGCAGUAUUUUCUGCCCUUCAAACUGGAAAUCUAUCACAACUCACGAAACAGCUUCAACCUUUGGUCGAUAGCUUAUUAAAUAUACCUAUAGUUGGCUCCAUAUUAUUACUUCUAUCGAAUGUUCUCCAGAUUCCAGUUUCUCUCGUCGUAGCUGUACUCAGUUUGGUUCUCCACAUCGUUAAAGCAUUACUCAGUCUUCUUUUGGGGAUACAAGUGAAAUUUUGAUAUAUCCUAUAAAUCUACCAACAUGCAUAUAUAUAUAUAUAAAUCUUUAACAAAUUGUUAUUAAAAAAUUGUAUUUCAAAAAAUAUAUUUAUAUUGCAAAGUU